CAGCGACAAAUCGUCCUAUCUCCAAAAUCGAGGAGCAGAAGCAGAGAAGAGAAGAAGCAUUAAAGAGAAUGGGAGAUCUCUACGCCUUGGACUUCGAUGGAGUUCUAUGCGACAGCUGCGGAGAAAGCUCGCUCUCCGCCGUCAAGGCCGCUAAAUUGAGAUGGCCGGAUCUGUUUACCGGUGUGGAUUCAACCAUUGAGGACUGGAUCGUUGCUCAGAUGUACACAGUGCGGCCUGUUGUGGAAACUGGGUAUGAGAAUUUGUUGCUUGUGAGGUUGUUGCUGGAGAUGAAAGUACCUUCAAUUAGGACAUCCUCGGUUGCUGAGGGACUCACAGUGGAUGCAAUCCUGGAAAGUUGGUCGAAGAUUAAACCUGUCGUCAUGGAAGAAUGGGGAGAGAUGGAUAGAGACGAUCUAGUUGAGUUCUUUGGCAAAGUCAGGGAUGAGUGGAUGGAAAAGGACUUGAAAACAUGGAUCGGAGCAAACAGAUUCUAUCCAGGUGUUCCAGAAGCCCUGAAAUUUGCUAGCUCAACCAUGUAUAUAGUCACCACCAAACAGGGCCGAUUUGCAGAUGCUUUACUGAGAGAGCUGGCAGGUGUAACAAUUCCACCUGAAAGAAUAUAUGGUUUGGGAACUGGACCUAAAGUGGAAGUGUUGAAGCAACUUCAGAAGAGACCAGAACACCAGGGGUUGAAGCUGCAUUUCGUGGAAGAUCGGCUUGCAACCCUCAAGAAUGUGAUCAAAGAGCCAGAACUAGAUGGAUGGAACUUGUACUUAGGUAACUGGGGAUACAACACGCAGAAAGAGCGAGAGGAAGCAGAAAGCAUUCCUCGGAUUCAUCUUCUCCACCUCUCCGAUUUCACCAAGAAGCUGAAAUAGUAAACAUUAAUGGCUGGUGAUCGCGGAAAAGGCAGCUUAGAAAGCUGUGAAAUUGCUG
Molecule: messenger RNA, 936 nt
Organism: Linum trigynum
Lineage: Eukaryota; Viridiplantae; Streptophyta; Magnoliopsida; Malpighiales; Linaceae
Source: the annotation of a GenBank genome assembly